This is a messenger RNA of Sphaerodactylus townsendi, 2262 nucleotides long. It is a transcript of the gene CNOT3, whose product is annotated as CCR4-NOT transcription complex subunit 3. The record is from RefSeq and is a predicted model, not a curated record. The transcript has 10 exons. Gene Ontology annotation, cellular component: CCR4-NOT core complex; P-body. NCBI's taxonomy places the organism in Eukaryota, Metazoa, Chordata, Lepidosauria, Squamata, Sphaerodactylidae. Bases 1 to 1065 code for a protein of 354 amino acids. Gene Ontology annotation, biological process: regulation of DNA-templated transcription; nuclear-transcribed mRNA poly(A) tail shortening; regulation of stem cell population maintenance.
AUGCGGGGCAGAUAUUCCCAAAUACCCAUUUACAGCAAGACCUGCAACCGGGAGCCUUUUAAAGCAAUUCCCCAGUCCUUUGGGGGCAGUAUUGAGUUGCAGCUGGAGAAAGGGGACAAAGGUUACAGCUCUGUGGUAGCCGACAGCAACUCAGACUCGACAUUAAGCAGCGGCAGCCAAUCCUUGCCUAGCCAGACAGCGUUGCACAACCCGCCCAGCGCGUCCACGAAAGAGCCAAGUGUCGCUCCCCAGCCGCCCAGCAGUGGCAACAGCACUGGAUCCAGCCUCCUGGUGCCUCUGACCGCCAACCCGCCUGCCUCGCCCACCCCCAGCUUCUCCGACAGCAAGCCUGCCCAGACGCUGCUCAACGGGCCGCCCCAGUUCAGCUCCACGCCCGAGAUCAAGGCACCCGAGCCUCUAAGCACACUCAAGUCGAUGGCUGAGAGGGCAGCUAUUGGCUCUAGCAUAGAGGACCCCGUGCCGUCUCUUCAUCUCGCCGAAAGGGCUGACAUCUUAAUUACUAGCACGACAUCCCAGCCGGCCUCCAACCAGCCCCCCAUCCAGCUAUCUGAGGUGAACAUCCCCCUUUCGCUGGGGGUGUGCCCCUUGGGGCCCGUGCCUCUCACCAAGGAGCAGGUUUACCAACAGGCCAUGGAGGAGGCGGCUUGGCACCAUAUGCCUCACCCUUCUGAUUCGGAAAGGAUCAGGCAAUACCUGCCUCGGAACCCCUGCCCAACCCCUCCAUACCACCACCAGAUGCCUCCCCCACACUCCGACACGGUGGAGUUCUACCAGCGCCUCUCCACAGAGACCCUUUUCUUCAUCUUCUAUUACCUGGAGGGUACAAAGGCACAAUAUCUGGCAGCGAAGGCACUGAAGAAACAGUCGUGGCGCUUCCACACCAAGUACAUGAUGUGGUUCCAGCGGCACGAAGAACCCAAGACCAUCACUGACGAGUUUGAGCAGGGCACUUACAUCUACUUUGACUACGAGAAAUGGGGCCAGCGAAAAAAGGAGGGAUUCACCUUUGAAUACCGCUACCUGGAAGACCGGGACCUGCAGUGAUGCCCUGGCGCCAGCAGGGGGUGCCAAGCCUUCCUUCCUGAAAUAACUGCAGUCGCGAGGAGCAGCGGCCGAGGGAGAGAGACCAACCAGUCGUUCCCCCCCCCAUUUCACCCCACUUCCCCCCCACCCACCCCCAUCCCGAAUCACAACCCAGGGGCAUGGGGGUGAGCCGCACGUUUAAAAAAAAAUGCAUGCAAGUUUUAAAGUGACCGCGGGACGGAGGAGGGGCGGCGGCAGCGGCCGGGAUUCUCUUCUGCCUUUCCUUGUCCUCUUCAGCCCACGACACAGAUGAAGAGGUCAGAAAAAAAAGGGGGGGUUGCUCUGUGGGCACCAGCUGGGAGCAAAAGAAUGGAGAUUAAAAAGCAAAAAUCCCCCCCAUCUCCAAUUUUUUUUUCCCGGGGCGUGUGUCCCGGACUAGACCAUCGGUGCCCCUCUCCAUUGUAGCGAACGUGGAAAGUUCCCUUGCCCGCUUUUCUGUGCCAAUUUGAUCUCGUAUGUGCACGACAGGGAGGGGGCAGGGAAUACCGAUGAGGAUAACUUAAAAUUAUGGUGGCAUUUCAGAACCUUGUUAGAAAAGCUCCCCUUCCACCUGCAUGCCAGUAUUAAGCUGCGGGAAAUUGGAAAGACGUGGAGAAGAAAACUUGGUGCCAGCCAUUCUUGAGGACUAGCACCUUUGGCGAACGAUCUCCUCCUUCAGUAGCGACUGGGGGGGGAGGAGCUGGGGUCGUAUUGUCCAUCUGUCCUCAACUUGCCCUUGGAUUGGAAGACUGCCAUACAUUUCUGGGUUUCAGAAAUCCUCUAAAUUCAUUUCAUUGACUGCCGCUCUGUCUUAAGGAGUCCCCCUCAAUGCUGCUUUGCUCCUCCCCCAAAUUUUCCAGACAUUUCCCCCCCCCCCCCCGCCACUCGUCCCCAAAAUUGGGUAUCUGGGCUUAUAAACUCAUCCGUUGCUCCUCCUCAAGAGGCACCGCCCAUCCCUCCUUGAUUUCUUGCAAUUUAUUCCUGAUUGGAGGGGGAAAGAUUGGGGGGGGGGGGGAGAAGGGAAGGAAGGGCAGGGUGGGGGAGACAGCUGAGUUUCACUCCCAUCUCUCAUCCACCCCCCCUGAACUGGAGCACCCCGCCCAUGCCGCUGUUUAAGAUAUUUUUUCGUAAGCCUAUUUUCGUUUUGGAAAAUAUUUAUGAAUAAAUAGUUUUAUAUGA